This is a messenger RNA of Aspergillus clavatus NRRL 1, 1203 nucleotides long. Its product is annotated as 3-oxo-5-alpha-steroid 4-dehydrogenase family protein. Gene Ontology annotation, molecular function: oxidoreductase activity, acting on the CH-CH group of donors. The coding region runs from base 1 to 1203 and encodes 400 amino acids. Gene Ontology annotation, biological process: lipid metabolic process. Lineage: Eukaryota; Fungi; Ascomycota; Eurotiomycetes; Eurotiales; Aspergillaceae. The transcript has 2 exons. The record is from RefSeq and is a predicted model, not a curated record.
AUGCCGAAGGCGAAGAACAUCAUGGGAACCGCAUUCUCCUCUUCCUGGGGCUCUCUCCCCCCUUUCAGGGAGUUCAUUCUGCCCACACCCCAGACGUACACAACUUUGGUGAACAUCUUCCAGUACUUCCCGGUUUUCACCCUCGUGCAAUGGAUCAUAUCUUGGCACCCAGCAGGCAAGGGCUCCUACCAGAGUUCCUGGCUCAACGUCCCAGGUAAACUCGGCUGGUUCAUCAUGGAAAUCAUCGGACCCGUCAACCUGCUCUACACGCUCUGGAAGCUACCCCCGCUGCUCAACCUCGCCUCGCUGCCGCCGGCCAACAAGCUCGUCGCCGCCCUGUACGUCAUCCACUACAUCAACCGCGCCAUCGUCUCCCCGCUCUUCGCCGCGCCAAGCAUGUCCCCCAUGCAUCUCUCCGUCGUGCUCAUGGCCGUGCUCUUCAACUGGUUCAACUCCGCCUGUCUGGCCGGAUGGCUGGUGGGAUACCACAUCCCCGUGCUCGGGUACACGACCGACGGCGCAGCCGCUGCCGCAGGCCCAAGCAGCAGCACAGACAAUCCCCUGCUGCUGCUGCCCUCCGCCACCCCCUACUCACCCGCCACCCACUUUCUCUCCUCCCUCGGCAUGGUCCUCUUCGCCGCCGGCAUGAUCGGGAACAUCUACUCGGAACGCACCCUCUUCCGGCUCCGCCGCGAAGCAGCCCAGAAGCGCGACGAGCAGCAACCCGCCCCCUCCAACUCCAACGCGCAGGCCUCAUCUCUUCCUCCCAAGGACAACAGUAGCAGCAGCAGCAGCAGCAAGAACAAGUUCUCCAAAGUCUACGUCAUCCCGCCCCCAACCGGCGUCUUCCGCUCCAUCCUCUACCCGCACUAUGUCUUCGAGUGGCUCGAGUGGCUCGGCUUCGCCCUUGUCGGGACAGCCGUGUUCCCCGGCUCGACGGGCCAUGCCUCCGCGUAUGCCUUGCAGGCGGAGUCGGGGUCAGGUUCGGGUCCUCUACGCCUGGCGCCGUGGCUGGUCCCCGCUGCCUGGCUGGCGGAUCAACUGCGCGUGCCGCUGCCGUUGCCGGCGGUGGUGUUUGUGGUGAAUGCCGUGGCGAAUAUGCUGCCGCAUGCGCGCUGGGGGAGGCGGUGGUACGUUGAGAGGUUUGGCGAAGGGGCAGUUGCGGGCCGGGGGGCCGCUGUUCCAUGGUGUUCGUGGCUUUGA